This is a messenger RNA of Drosophila navojoa, 652 nucleotides long. RefSeq names its product O-6-alkylguanine-DNA alkyltransferase (gene agt). Gene Ontology annotation, molecular function: methylated-DNA-[protein]-cysteine S-methyltransferase activity. The record is from RefSeq and is a predicted model, not a curated record. Lineage: Eukaryota; Metazoa; Arthropoda; Insecta; Diptera; Drosophilidae. Gene Ontology annotation, biological process: DNA repair.
UCGCGUUAUCAAACGACGUUUACACAAAUAUGCAAAUAAACAAAGGCAUAAAAAUUAUUAAAUCUCGAAAUGUGGAUAUUAAAUAACUUGAUGACGUCUCUAACGCCACUACAAGAAUUUCCAGAACAGAUCAAAUAUGGCUUCAUCGAUUCCAAAUUCGGCAGGAUACUGCUUGGGACGACGCCGAUUCAAAAGAGCGGCAAAAUCAUUGACGCUAUUUGCGUUUUGUAUUUUGUGCAAAUGGAUGACAAAAAAAGUUUGGAGCAACUUCAUCGACGUUGGCCCAAAGUGAAGCUCGUUGCAGAUGCAAAGGCCAUUGGGGAGAUAAGAAAUAUUUUGUUUGAGGAAAAAGAAAAUGCAGCCGUCGUCGACAUCGCCCUUAAGGGCACAGAUCUGCAGCUGGCCGUAUGGGCAGAGCUAUCAAAGAUGGCAGCUGGCACCACAUGCACAUACGCCGAGCUUGCCGAUCUGGUAGAUCGACCAAAGGCUGUUCGGGCGGUGGCCAGUGCUGUAGCUAAGAACGAGGUAUCCAUCCUGAUACCUUGUCAUCGGGUGGUAUCGAAGAGUGGUGCCAUAAAAUAUGGAUGGGGCGCAGCGCUAAAAAGUUCCUUAUUAUGCUACGAAGAGAAUAUAUAAAUCGGUUGGUUAUAAA